AUGCCUGCCGUCACAUCGAAACCCGUCGAUGAUAUUGACAAUUACGACGCCAACCUCUCAGACGAUCCAUUCGCAAGCCCCGGUCAACCAUCCAAGAAGCGCAAAUCACCCUCCGGCGACGAUGCGCUUGGUCUCGACGCAGAAAUCAAUGUCCAGAAGCGCGUGCGCGCACCGACCAAGAAACUCGACGAAACACUCCUCUUGUCGCCAGCCGGCAUUCCCAAACUGCGAUCACGCGCCAAACACCUUAAACUCAAAGGCAAAGGACAUGAAUGGGGCGACGCGAACAGGCUCCUGGUCUUUUACCAAAAUUGGCUGGAUGAUCUCUACCCAAAGGCACAAUUUCUUGAUGCCCUGGGGAUGGUGGAGAAGUUGGGACACAAGAAGCUCGUCGCGGGUCAAAGAGGCGAAUGGAUCCUAGAAGGAAAACGAAAAGAGAGGGAUGAAGACAGCGACGGCGAAAUGCAAACCAUUGAAGAGUUGGACGCGCAGAUCAACCCGACCUCCAGAGCUAAGACGCCUGUGGGGGAUCGUGGGGUCCCUGGCGAUGCCGAUCUGUACAACGCUACACCGAGUAGGCAUAGAACAGCGCCGGCGGUGAACGAGCCGGAUGAAGAAGACCUGGCCGCAUUAAUGGCAGAGCCAGAGACGCAGGACAAGCCGACCCGAGUACUACCUUCGAGACCACACGAAGAACCCGACGGCGAUGAUCUGGAUGCUUUAAUGGCAGAGGCGGAGAGUCAUGACGCCGGGGGAAAGGGCCCCAACGCCUUCACCCAGAAAGAGCAAAACCAUGACGAAGACGAGGCUGCAAUGCUGGAGAUGGAGGGCUGGUGA
Emericellopsis cladophorae is the source of this 837-nucleotide messenger RNA. RefSeq lists its product as uncharacterized. Gene Ontology annotation, cellular component: replication fork protection complex; nucleus. The record is from RefSeq and is a predicted model, not a curated record. Gene Ontology annotation, molecular function: DNA binding. Gene Ontology annotation, biological process: DNA replication checkpoint signaling; DNA damage response; replication fork arrest. The coding region runs from base 1 to 837 and encodes 278 amino acids. The transcript has a single exon. Lineage: Eukaryota; Fungi; Ascomycota; Sordariomycetes; Hypocreales; Bionectriaceae.